Messenger RNA from Diaporthe citri, 7599 nucleotides. RefSeq lists its product as uncharacterized. Gene Ontology annotation, biological process: secondary metabolite biosynthetic process; fatty acid biosynthetic process. Lineage: Eukaryota; Fungi; Ascomycota; Sordariomycetes; Diaporthales; Diaporthaceae. Bases 1 to 7599 code for a protein of 2532 amino acids. Gene Ontology annotation, molecular function: phosphopantetheine binding; fatty acid synthase activity; 3-oxoacyl-[acyl-carrier-protein] synthase activity. The record is from RefSeq and is a predicted model, not a curated record. The transcript has 4 exons.
AUGAGCGAGCCAAUCGCCAUAAUCGGCACAGCAUGCCGAUUCCCUGGGGGUGCCGACACACCGUCCAAACUUUGGUCACUUCUUCAACGUCCCCGGGAUCUGAGCAGCAAGCCACCAUCAAAUCGGUUCAACAUUGAGCCCUUCUAUAAUCCUGUUGGCACUCACAGUGGCACCACAAACGCCUCCAAGUCCUAUUGGUUGGAAAAUGACAUCACGCGGUUCGAUGCGAACUUCUUCAACAUUCAGCCCGCAGAGGCAGAAGCUAUGGACCCGCAACAGCGGAUUCUAUUGGAGGUAGUCUACGAUGGUCUCUGCGCUUCAGGACAACCAAUAAACUCUCUUCGCGGCUCGGAUACAGCUGUGUAUGUGGGCCAGAUGUCCGAUGAUUACAACUACGUCCUGAACCGGGACUGGCUGACCUUGCCGCGGUACGCUGCCACUGGCAUCGAGAGAGCUAUCGUGGCAAACCGUAUCUCCUAUUACUUCGACUGGCACGGUCCUAGUAUGAGUGUGGAUACGGCUUGUUCUAGUAGCCUGGUUGCUCUGGAUCAAGCAGUACAGACCUUACGGAGCGGCAAGUCCAAGAUGGCGGUGGCUGCAGGAACAAACCUGAUUCUGAGUCCAGCUGUGCUCAUCUCCGAAAGCAAUCUAGGGAUGCUCUCGCCAGCUGGUCGUUGCGCUAUGUGGGAUGAUGCGGCCGAUGGAUAUGCACGUGGAGAAGGCGUGGCGGUUGUCCUGCUCAAAACUCUCUCGCAGGCGCUUGCUGACAAUGAUCCGAUCGAGUGCGUGAUCCGAGAGACGGCUGUCAACCAAGAUGGCCACGCUGCACCAGGCCUGACCAUUCCGAGCAACAUUACCCAGGCCGCCUUGAUCCGCGAGUGCUACGCUCGCGCGGGUUUGGAUCCUAUCAACAACAUCGUCGAUCGCCCACAAUUCUUCCAGGCUCACGGUACCGGCACACAAGCUGGUGACCCGCAGGAGGCCGGGGCCAUCGCGCGGGCGCUGUUUCCUGCCACAGGAGAGGUCGGAAAGUUACUCGUGGGCUCGAUAAAGACGAUUAUAGGUCAUACUGAGGGCACUGCCGGCAUCGCAAGCGUUAUAGCUACAUCUUUGGCGCUCAAACACGGUGUCAUCCCCCCGAAUCUACAUUUCCAAACACUUAACCCAAAGAUCACUCCCUUCUAUGAGAAUCUGAUGAUCCCGACAGCGGCAAAGCCGUGGCCAAGAACUGUUGAUGGUCAGGUACGGAGAGCAAGUGUGAACAGCUUCGGCUUUGGUGGCACCAACGCCCAUUGUAUAUUGGAGCAACACAUUCCCGAAUCCCAGUCUGCUCCACCGGGCCAGGUCCUUUUCACUCCACUCAUCUUCUCGGCUACUUCUGAGUGGUCUCUUCGGGCCAUGCUGUCGGACCAUCUCGAGUAUCUGAAGGCAAAUCCUGGCGUCAACCUCGAGGACUUUGCCUAUACAGCACAAGAACGGCGCACCACGCUCAACUACCGCGCAUAUAUUGCCUCACCGACCAUAGAGGAAGCGAUCAAGUCGCUGGAUGGUCUUGUCGUAAGCCAGGCGGAUCUGGGGAUUCGAUCUGGUGCAAACAAAGCAAAGCCGAAGGUGCUCGGUAUCUUCACGGGACAGGGCGCGCAGUGGCCUCGAAUGGGGGCGCGCCUGAUCGAGUUAUCAUCUUUCGCUGCGUGCCGCGUUGAUGAGAUGGACGAAGCUUUGCGUACUAUCCCCAACGCGGCAGAGCGGCCGUCGUGGACGCUCAAGGAACAGCUACUAGCAGGCAAGGAUACAUCUCGCAUUACUGAGGCUGCGCUCUCGCAGCCCCUCUGUACCUUGGUGCAAAUCCUCCUCGUAGACAUUCUACGUUCUGCCGGCGUUUCGUUUCACGCUGUUGUUGGACAUUCGUCAGGAGAGAUUGGUGCUGCCUACGCUUCUGGUCUCGUGUCAGCUCGAGAUGCUAUCCUGAUCGCUUACUUCCGUGGUCUUCACGCCAAGUUGGCCGCAAGCCCCUUCCAUCAUGCCUCCCGUGGGGCCAUGAUGGCUGUUGGUACCUCUCUUGAUCUCGCUACUGCGUUUUGUGAGGAAAGGUUUGCCGGCAGGCUGCAGGUUGCCGCAGUCAAUUCUACCUCGAGCAUUACACUGAGUGGCGAUGCCGACAUUGUGGAUGAGGCAGUAGCAACUCUGAAAGCCCAGGGAACGUUUGCCCGGAAGCUUCAGGUUGACACUGCUUAUCACAGCGCACACAUGACCACGUGCGCGGCGCCUUACCUUGCCUCGCUGGAAGGCUGUGGUGUACAGCCACUUGCAAAGACCUCUCAAGAGUUCUCAAGUACUCUCUGGUACUCCAGCGUGUACGAGGGAAAGGUGAUGCAGGGGGAGGAUCUGAAAAACCAGUACUGGGUUGAAAAUAUGUGCAAGCCGGUCCUGUUUUCCGGUGCUUUGGCGAGCGCCGUUGAGACGUCUGGCUCAUUUGACUUGGCCGUUGAGGUUGGACCCCAUCCUGCACUCAAAGGUCCAGCGUUGGCCGCUGUCAGCGCGGACUGUCCUUACACAGGACUGCUUGCUCGUGAUAGAGACGACGUCGAGCAACUGAGCGCCGCAUUCGGUUACAUCUGGGCCCGACUAGGUGACGAGAGUGUGCACUUCACCGCCGUACAGGCGUUGUUGUCCGGAAGGCUUAAACAUGACGAGUGGCGUGUGAUCACCGACCUGCCUCCAUAUCCGUUCGAUCACCGGCAAACCUUCUGGCACGAUAGCCGAGUUGCCAAUCAGUACAAGCACAGGGCCGAGAGGGAAGUGCCGAAUCCUGUACUGGGAAUGCCAUGCUCAGAGGCUCUCACACCUGGGGAAUUCCAAUGGCGCAACGUACUGCGACCCAGCGAAAUGCCUUGGCUCAGGGGCCAUAUGUUGCAAGGCCAGUUGGUGUUCCCGGCUACUGCAUACGUGAGCAUGGCGAUCGAGGCCAUUAACUCGCUUCACCUCGCCCACGACUAUGGCCGCGACGUUGCUGUUAAUAUCAGCAUGCUGAAGCUCACCAAUGUCGAGAUUCCGAGCGCGAUUACUUUCAACGAUGACUCUGCCAGCGUGGAAACCAUCUUCAGUGUGUCUUCUGUCUCGAGAGUUGAUGGCCGUUUAAUGGCAGACUGGGCUUGUUAUUCCGUGCCCGAGGGCAGGGGGACCAGAAUCGUGCUCAACGCCAAGGGUAAGGCACAGGCCCAGCUUUCUCGACCCGAGCCCAACGCGCUGCCUCCGGCGAAGGAUAGUGCCUACAACUUGGCACAUGUCCCUGAGGCAUAUUUCUACGAGAAUCUGUCCCUAAUCGGUUACGACUAUUCGCCUCCCUUCCGAGGCCUUUCAAACAUUACACGUAAGCCCGGGUACAGCGCGGGUAAGCUGGUUGAUCAGUCUUCUUCCGCGUGGUAUGACGACCUUAUCCUGCAUCCUGGUAUGCUAGAUUCUGCUCUACAGACUAUCUUUGCUGCAUGGUCGUUCCCGGGCGAUGGCCGGAUUUGUUCUCUCUACAUGCCUGUCUCAGUGGAUACCAUUACUAUCAACACCUUCUUCACCUCGCUGGGCGAUGGAGGCAACGAGUCACGCGUGAGCUACAAAAGUACGGUCCGAAGUCAGGAAUCGUCCAAGAUUGUGGGGGACAUCUACCUAGACACCGAAGAAAGCGAACAUCCACAGGGUUUCAUUCAGUUGGAGGGUGUGUCAUUUGUUCCCUUCUCUCGAGCCACCGCUAAAGAUGACGAGCCUAUGUUCUCGCGCCUCACGUAUGCUGUGAGCAAGCCAGAUGGCGAGCAGGCCAGUGCCGGAGAGCUAUUGUCUGCCUACCAGGUGCAGCUGUACAAAGAUGUUGACCGCAUAUCGUACUGGUACAUACGUAAUGCAGCGGCCGCCAUUCCUGCUGAGGAGCGCUUCAACCUCCUCCCACACUAUCAACAUUACCUGGCCUGGUGUGACCGCAUGGUAGACAUCAUAAGCAGCGGCAAGAGUGAGAAGGUGCCAGACUCCUGCAACAACGAUACCAGCAAAGAGAUCGACCCUCUCCUGGCGCGGUACUCGGACCGUAAGGACGUCCGCUUCGUGCAGGUGGUCGGCGACAAUUUGGUUGAUGCGAUUCGGGAGGGCCAGUCUAUGGUAGAUCAUAUGGACCAGAAUGGUUUACUGCGCGCCUUCUUCGCCGAGGACGCCCUCUUCUACGGCCCCACCUUUCGCUGGAUUGCUCGCAUUAUGGGCCAGAUUUCGCAUCGAUUCCCCGGCGCGAACAUUCUCGAGAUCGGCGCCGGCAUAGGUACCACCACAGGCGCAGUGCUGGAGACUAAAUUUCAGGGCUACUCGUCGUCAACCUUCACUGACGUCUCCACCAGUCUAUUUCUGCCAGAUGACGAACGAUCUGUGGAAAAGGCCAACCGUAUGGCGUUCAAAACCUUUGAUAUGGACCAGGAGCCAUCCGCUCAGGGCUUCAGCGAGCGCUCUCAUGACGUGGUGGUCGCUGUGAAUGUGCUACACACCUCGGUGGAUGUCAAAGGCUCUUUAGCCAACGUGCGCAAGCUGUUAAAGCCCGGUGGGUUCCUCGUCGUUGCCGAGCUCACUUCCACCGACCUGCUCUUCAGCGGAAUGACGCUCGGCACACUGCCGGACUGGUGGAUCGGCGCCGACACAGACCGCCCUUGGGGGCCUCUGCUUGCUUUACCGCAAUGGGAUGCGACGUUAAGGGAGGCUGGCUUCAGCGGCAUCGAUACUGUGACAUCAGAUAUCAGUGCCUCUCUUCCCACAAACGUUUUUGUUGCCCAGGCCAUCGAUGACAAGGUCAACCUGCUGCGCGAGCCCCUGGCCGCGGCGGGCCUCCCACCUGGCAUCUGGACGGAUGCACUGGCCAUUAUCGGUGGGAUUACUGAGCCCAUUCAGGAGCUGGCGUGGCAGAUUUAUGCCGCUGUUGGAUGCCGCUUUCGGCGCAAAGAAGUGUUUCGUACUGUCGAAGAUUACGCCUGCUCCGCCAUGGCCCAGUCGAGCUCCAUUGAUGGGUCGGUCGCCGUCCUCUGCGUGACUGAUUUGGACAGGCCUUACUUGGAAACUUUGACAAAUUCCAGGUUCGAGGCGUUGAAGACGCUGUGGACUACUGCUGGCACUGUGGUCUGGACGACCAGCGGCUCCCGCGAUUCGAAUCACUUCAGCUACAUGAUGAAUGGUAUUAUCAGGACUGUCACCAAUGAGUACCCUGAUCUGAACGUACAAGUGUUUGAUUUGGACGACAAGUUCGGCAUUCAACCAGACACAGCACUUGUCCUAGUCGAAGCACUUCUGAGGCAGCUCAUGCUUCAUACAUGGGGCACGGAUACCGGUGCCUUCUUAUGGACGGCAGAGCCUGAAAUCUUUGUUGAAAAUGGACGCCAACUCAUCACCAGGGUUCAGCCUGACCAUGAGAAGAAUUUGCGGUACAAUUCCCACCGUCGCGAUGUCAUGAAGCCUGUCAAUACAGCCAAGGACACAAUCCGGCUAGCUGGCGUUCAGGACCUUUCUUUUGAGUUGCAGGAUGUAUCACCGUUGGAACUGAUCAGACCGCCAGGGUCUCUCGCCGAGUAUCGAACAAUCAGAAUUACCCACUCACUUCUACAGAGUGUGGCCGUCGGCCACUAUGGGUUUUUCCGCGUCUGUGCUGGAGUCGAUGUCGAGACGGCGGAGGUGGUUUUGGCACUAUCUGGCUGUGCGUCGUCUCCUGCCAGCAUUCCUGCACCCUGCUGUCUUCCCAUAGCCAACGCUCCCUCAGCGUCGGCGCUGGUAUCAGUGGCUUCCAACCUGGUUGCCGAGCAGAUACUCGCCCUGGCCCCUGCUGGAAGCACGCUACUCGUCAACGAGUCCCAUCCUCAAGUGCGCCUGGCUAUUCUAGCCAAAGCCAACCGCAAGCGUGUCAGCGCGAGGUUUACGUCGUCGCGGCCUGCAAGAGACAGGGGAUUGAAAGGACUUGACGGCUCGGAGCCUGUCUUUCUCCAUCCCGACAAUCCCCGGCAUCUCAUCCAAGAGGUGGUGCCAGCGAACACCGCUGUCUUUGUACACUUUUCGCGCGGUGCGAGGUCAGAGGCUCUGAGAGUUGCCAUCUCCAAGUUCUUGCCGGCCUCAUGUCUCAGGAUCUCGGAGGAGGCGCUGCUGAGCAGUACGGUGGGCUGUGGUAUGACCACUGGUUGCACUACUGAUGCGGCUGUGGCGACCGUGGUGGCCCUGAUGCUAAGAAAUGCUUGGUACGAUUCUGGUGAGGGCGGCGGCUCGGUGUCAUUAUCCACGACAGAGGACAGCUCCAUAGCCCUCGGGGAUGUUGUUGACCGCACUGCUGUCAGGGAGGGCCUGGCUGUGGUCGACUGGAAUGCCGAUCAGGUGGAUGUCAAGGUUCAGCCGAUCGACUCCGGCAUUCUCUUCGGUGCAGACAAGACUUACGUCUUCAUCGGAAUGGCGACCGAACUCGGCCAGUCUCUUGCCGGGUGGAUGAUGGCACAUGGGGCUCGUCAUAUCGUCCUAACCAGUCGAAACCCCAGGGUCAAUCCGAGAUUCAUCGCCGAUAUGGAAAGCAAGUAUCCUGGCGCUGUAGUCAAAGCCAUGUCCGUCGACGUCACAUCUGGCGAGUCGCUUCGCGCCAUGAAAGACACCAUCAUGGCCACUCUUCCUUCAAUCGGUGGCAUUGUCAACGGCGCCAUGGUUUUGGAUGACAGGCUCUUCGCCAAUAUGAGCUAUGAGCAGUUUGAAAAAGUUGCCAAGCCCAAGGUGCUGGGAACACAGCUGCUGGACGAUCUGUUCCACGACGACAGCUCCUUGGACUUCUUUAUUGUCGCGUCGAGUAUUACUGCGGUUAUCGGAUGGACAGGCCAAAGCAACUAUUCAGCUGCCAACAAUUUCAUGACAUCUCUGGUAUGCAAUAGACGGGACAGGCGCGGAGUCGUUGGGUCCGCCAUGGUCAUCCCUGCUGUUAAAGGCGUUGGCUUUGCGGCGCGGGAGGAAAGUGGCUUCGACUUUGACUACUUCAAGUACUUGGGCUAUAUCAACAGUAGCGAAGAGGACUUUCAUACCUUGUUCGCAGAAGCUAUACUGAGCGGCCGACCUGACAAUAAGGCGAGAGGCCCUGCCGAAGUUGUCAUGGGCAUCAACUAUCUACCUGCCGAUGUUGAAGUCAUUGCCGCCCACCGCCGAGACGUCAAGUUCUGCCACUUCAUCAAGCGAGAGGAUGGCAAAGUCGCUUCUCAGAGCUCAAGCAAAGGCAGGGUCAUGCAGGUCAAGGCCCAGCUUGAAUCGGCCCAGAAUACCGAGGCGGCCCGCGCCAUCGUCAGUGCGGGCUUCCUCGCCCAGCUGAAGCGUGUGCUGCGCCUCCCCGAGGAAAGCGAGCUCGACGAGUCGACAACUCUGGUGGAACUGGGCGUCGACUCGCUGGUGGCGGUUGACAUGCGCGCCUGGUUCCUCAAGGAGGUUGGAGUCAAUGUGCCUACCCUUAAGAUCCUCGGGGGCGGUUCCAUCUCUGACCUCGUCGAUACCGUAAUGGAAGGGCUUGCCACUGUUGUCGUAUCUGAGACUGGCAUUCCAGAGAACAAUCAGCCGAAAGCAUCGGAUUGA